AUGUUGGGUUGCAAUUACUUUCAAAUUUAUCAUUUCCUAAACAUUUCAGCCGUUGAAAUUGCUAAAUACAAAAGCCUUUUAAUUAAUGUGGUAGGCAUGUACUUGAAACAAGGCCAGUUGCUUGUGGUGGUCCUGGUACCAUUGUCGAAGUGGAUGAAAAUGUGCUUUCACGGCGUGGGAUUAUAA
Vairimorpha ceranae is the source of this 186-nucleotide messenger RNA. RefSeq lists its product as hypothetical. The coding region runs from base 1 to 186 and encodes 61 amino acids. The transcript has a single exon. The record is from RefSeq and is a predicted model, not a curated record. NCBI's taxonomy places the organism in Eukaryota, Fungi, Microsporidia, Nosematidae.